AUGGCUCAGGAGAGGAAGGAAGGAGAACUGAAUUUCAAAGAUCUGGAAGCUUUUAACAAGGCUUUGCUUGGAAAGCAGAUUUGGAGGUUUAUCACCAAACCAAAUCUACUUGUGAGUAGAGUCUUGAAAGCCAAAUACUUCAGUAAGGAGUCCAUUUUCACAUGUAAAGUACAAGGCACUGCCUCGUGGUUCUGGAAGGGAUUGAUGAGUGUGAGAGGUGUGUUGGAAGAAGGGGUACUGAGGAGAAUAGGGAACGGGAUUAGCACAAAGAUAUGGGAACAUAAGUGGAUUCCACAGGCCCCAAAUGGCAAGCCAUCAACAACUAAGCCACAAAAUUGUAAGUUUGAAACAGUUCAGCAGCUCAUCACUAACAAAAGAUGGAACUCCAACCUAGUUUUCAGACUUUUCAAUAAGUCGGAUGCUAUGAGGAUUCUUAGCAUCCCAGUCAGCCUAGGGGGGAGAGAAGACUCACAUUAUUGGGGAUACAAUGAAGGAGGAGAAUACACGGUGAGGUCUGGCUAUAAGAGGUUUAUGAAAGAGAGCUUAGGCAGUAGCAAUUCUAAGGAAAUGGCUGGUACAAGCAUGGAGGCAGGCAGUAACCAACGUGAUCCAGUUUGUAAAGGCUGUGGAGAAGAACCGGAGAUAAUUGAACAUACUCUUCUGCAAUGUCCCAUAGCAAAAGCCAUAUGGAAAAUAGCUCCAAUAACUUGGGAGGGGGCUGAUGAUCAGAUAGGAAACUUCCACAGAUUGUGGAGUAGGAUCACAGAGGCGAAGAAUAGACAAGAUGGAAGAAACCAUAUGGGGCUCACAGCUAAUAUACUUUGGCAAAUUUGGAAGGAUAGGAACAAAAGGGAGUUCAAGAACCAGGCAGGCUAUAAUCCGUGCAGUGUUAUUCAAAAAGCACACAUGGAAUGGCUAGAGAUUGUGGAGUUAGAUUCGAAGAAGGAGCCUCAGAGCACAACAGAAAUAGUGGUACCAAUGGAAGUGGACAGUGUUGCACCAGAUAGCCACAAAGGGGUAAAUCUGAGAGUGGCAAUCAAAACCUCUAAGAGAAAUGCAGUACUGGGCAUUAGAGUUUCUGUGCGCAGAGUACCAAAUGAGGCAUAUGAAGUAUGGGCCUUAAAAGACAGAAGCUCGGGUGACCACAUUAUUGAUGAGGCUACAGCAAUCAAGCUAACUUUAUGCAAAGCUUUGGACAGACAAUGGAGUACCAUCUCAGUACAUAUUCGUAACAAAGGACUGCUGAAGCUACUCAAGCUUGGUAAAGCUUCGGACUACAGAAUGACAACACUGAUUGAGGAUAUCCUUAGCUUAAAAUCACUGUUUCGAAUGUGCUCAUUUUGUUUAGACAAUGAUGAUGAUAACAUAGAUUGUAACAGUGUUAGUUCUUAUGCCCAAGGCAUUUUGUUGGAUAAGGAAUUUCUUGUUCCUCCGUGUUCUUGA
This is a messenger RNA of Coffea arabica (coffee), 1443 nucleotides long. The record is from RefSeq and is a predicted model, not a curated record. NCBI's taxonomy places the organism in Eukaryota, Viridiplantae, Streptophyta, Magnoliopsida, Gentianales, Rubiaceae.